GUCCUCUAGGCUCUAACAUCUACGGUGUGUCAGCUAACAUCUACGGUGUGUGCGCUUGUGUCUAUUACAGAUUAAGGUGAAGUGUCCUCACAUGAAAAUGUCAAUCAGUCGAAUAGGAAAGCUGAGGCAGCAGUCCAGUGCCCUUUUCUUAUGUGACAUGCAAGAGAAGUUUCGACAUAACAUAGCCUUUUUCAAUCAAAUUGUGUCUGUGGCAGGAAGAAUACUCCAGACUGCAAAGAUAUUGGAAAUACCAAUUAUUGUAACUGAGCAGUACCCUAAAGGCCUUGGUCAUACAGUGCCUGAACUUGGAGCCGAUGAUAUUAUAAAAUAUUCUAAAACAUGUUUCAGUAUGCUUACUUCUGAAGUGGAGAAAGAACUUCAGUCCAUCCCUGAACGACGCUCUGUAAUUUUGUGUGGAAUUGAGACACAAGCAUGCAUCAUGAGUACCACUCUGGACCUGCUGGAUAAAGGAUAUGAUGUCCAUAUUGUGGCCGAUGCUUGCUCAUCCCGUAGUCAGGUAGACCGCCUUGUAGCUCUCUCCAGAAUGAAGCAGAGUGGAGCAUUUCUUACCACCGGUGAAGGAGUGAUCCUACAAUUACUACAGGAUGCUGCACAUCCUAAAUUCAAAGAGGUUCAGAAGAUUAUUAAGGAUCCCACACCUGACAGUGGACUAUUGGCUCUAUUUCAAAACCAGAACCCCCUCUUUACCUAAAGAUUUGCAUGUUGUUGGCAGCACUACAUGAAGAAACCUACUUCAAUAAAUACAGUAAAAAUCAAAUAAUAAAUAUCAAAAAUGCU
This is a messenger RNA of Hyla sarda, 798 nucleotides long. RefSeq names its product isochorismatase domain containing 2 (gene ISOC2). NCBI's taxonomy places the organism in Eukaryota, Metazoa, Chordata, Amphibia, Anura, Hylidae. The coding region runs from base 92 to 712 and encodes 206 amino acids. The transcript is spliced from 6 exons. Gene Ontology annotation, cellular component: cytoplasm. The record is from RefSeq and is a predicted model, not a curated record.